GCCCGUCCUGCCGACACCGCCCGUGGCUCCCUCGAUCGCCUUCGUCUCUGUCUCUCCUCCUCCGGCCCAUCCGCUUCGAGAUUGAUUGCCAUGCAAGAUCUUCUCGGCAAGGUCAACGGCUAUGCCGGAUCCAUCUCCCAGGCGCUUCGCGCUGCCUCGCCCAGGGAGCUCCUCAUCUACGGCGCCCUGGCGGUCCCCGUUCUGCUCAUCAUUGUCUCGCUGCUCUGGAGCUCCUCCAAGUCCAACUUCAAGCAGCUUUCCUUCCUUGAGUCCAUCCUCUUCCUCAAGGACGGUCAAAUCAGUCCCGCCUGGGGCGAUGCCGCUUGGUGCCGCGCCCUCGGCCUGAACAUCCUUACCAUCCUGGGCGUCGAAAAGUCCAAGUGGAUCUUCAAGGGUGAAGGCAAAUACGUUCGUGCUCACUGGCCCACACAUCUCUUGGGACUCAUGGGCGAAAACUGUGUCGCUGCCAUCAUCGGCGAUACCCACAAGAAGCUCCGCAACCUGCUGAUCAAGGCUUUUACUCCUGCCAAGCUGACUAGCAUGUACCCCCUGUUCAAGCAACAGACCGAAGACUUUGUCGAGACUCUCUCGCAAGAAACGCUCAAGAACACGACCGGCGCCUUCCCCAACCUCCCUCUCCGUCACUUUACCUACAGAAUCAUCUCGACCCUGCUCGUCGGCUCCAACGCCGGCGAUCUUGAGAAGCUUAUGAAGGUCCUGCCCGAGUUUGCCGUUAUGAUUGCCGGAUACGAAGUCUGGAUCCCCUACAACCUGCCCUUCACCCCCUUUGGCAAGGCCAUGGCUGCCAAGAAGCGUCUCAUCGUCCUUAUGCAGGAGAUUAUCGACAAUCGCCGCCAGCGCCUUGCCAGCGGCGAGGCCGAGAGUCUUGGUGAAGAUGCCCUCGGUGUCCUCAUCGGUGGCAAAGACGAGGAUGGCAAGGUCCUGAGCGAUGAUAUCCUUAUCGACAACAUGCUGUUCUUCCUGCUCGCUGGCCACGAUACCACUGCCUCGAGCAUCUGCUCCAUCCUGCAUUUCUACUGCGACGUUGCUACUGCCGAGCAGAAGGCCAAGCUGCAGGAGGAAGUCGACUCCGUCGGCGCCGACCCCAGCUACUCUACUCUGAUGGGCCUGCCUUACCUCGAUGGAUUCAUCAAGGAGUCGAUGCGUCUCUUGCCUGCUGCCGUCGGCAACCUCCGCUCCACGACCGAGGACGUCAUCGUCCCCAACAGCAAGGGCCAGCAGGUUGAAAUCAAGAAGGGAUCCUGGAUGAUCUUUAUCGCCAAGGCCAUUGGCCAGAACCCGGCCAUCUUCCCGGAGCCACAGCGGUUUGACCCCGAACGCUUCAUUGGCGACAACCCUGUUGAUCGCCAGCACCCGUUUGCCUAUGUCGUCUUUGGCGGUGGCAACCGUCUCUGCAUCGGAAUGCUCCUGGCCAAGCUCGAGAUGAAACUGUUUGUUCACCAGACCCUCUUCAACUACACCGUCGAGCGCAAGACCAAGGAGCUGAAGAAGGGAUUCAUUCCUCUGACCUUCAAGGAGCCCCGAGUCGUCAUCCGACCAAAGACCACCGCUUAAAUUGGCGGUUCCCCCCACCGAACAAAUCAGCUCUGUGGGAGGGCAAAUCGUCGCUGAACUUGCACAUCGCCUCCCCCCACCACCAGCUUCCCCCCCGCCAUUGUACAUCUCCCGCCUUGUUUGCGUACUCUUUCGUGCGCCUUGUUUUGCCCCCCGUCUGGGACCGAUAUCGUACAUGCGUGUGCCAUACUCAACGGCCUCUGCUAUCUGCUCUGAAUAGAGACCUCGAGACAUUCCCCCCCAACCCGCCCGAUGUACUGUGUUUUUUUGGGGGGGGGCCAUGCUUCUUUUGCGCCGCUGCUGGAACGAGAGGCGGUGUCGUGGAUACAUUUGUCCUUCUCCUUUUCGCCGAACUCGUUUCGCAGCGUCGCACAGAGCGACAACCAGCGGCGGAACAUCGCCCCUCGAUAAAAAGAUGCUCCUU
This is a messenger RNA of Polychytrium aggregatum, 1999 nucleotides long. Its product is annotated as cytochrome P450. The record is from RefSeq and is a predicted model, not a curated record. Gene Ontology annotation, biological process: sterol metabolic process. The transcript has 5 exons. The coding region runs from base 91 to 1575 and encodes 494 amino acids. Lineage: Eukaryota; Fungi; Chytridiomycota; Chytridiomycetes; Polychytriales. Gene Ontology annotation, molecular function: oxidoreductase activity, acting on paired donors, with incorporation or reduction of molecular oxygen; iron ion binding; monooxygenase activity.